This is a messenger RNA of Rosa chinensis, 1827 nucleotides long. RefSeq names its product probable ADP,ATP carrier protein At5g56450. Gene Ontology annotation, molecular function: ATP:ADP antiporter activity. NCBI's taxonomy places the organism in Eukaryota, Viridiplantae, Streptophyta, Magnoliopsida, Rosales, Rosaceae. The coding region runs from base 446 to 1417 and encodes 323 amino acids. The transcript has 2 exons. Gene Ontology annotation, cellular component: mitochondrial inner membrane. The record is from RefSeq and is a predicted model, not a curated record. Gene Ontology annotation, biological process: mitochondrial ATP transmembrane transport; mitochondrial ADP transmembrane transport.
AAACCUCGUUUAGUUUGGUGUUUACGUUCUGAAGUUUGCAACUUUGAGAAGACAGAGUCCCCCGAAGCAAAUAAUUUUAUGUUAAACCUUUGCGGGGACUAGGGAACAAAUAAAGAUGAAGAUUGCAGUAGAACUAAUUUGACCAAACAGACGUGUCAAAACAACGUGCGUACUUAUCCAUCAAUCCAGGGGGGUGCUUCUGAUCUUAGCCGUCCUCUAUAAAACUCAGGUAUCGGGAAGUGAAGCGCAUAUUUCGUUUUCUCAAUGCAAAAAAGCACACAUCUUUAUACACAAAGCUUGUAAAUUUUAAGCUAAAAAAUCAAUGAAGCUUGGCGUUUGGGAUUUGGGUAAUUGCCACUAUGCAUAUCAGGGUUGUUGUUAGCCCCAUUCAAUCUCCCAUUUUCCAUUUUCCACAGAGAUAAAGAAAAAGCGGGAGGGACAAGAAAUGAGGGAAGAUGAUCGUGGCCCAGAAAAUUCAGGGUCGAAGCAAUCAGGGCCGCACGAUUGGCUGACCAACUUCCACCGUGAUCUGAUGGCCGGGGCGGUGAUGGGUGGGGUGGUGCACACGAUUGUGGCUCCGAUAGAGAGAGCCAAGCUGUUGCUGCAGACCCAAGAGAGCAAUAUGGCCAUUCUUGGGGGAGGAAGGACCAAAUUCAAGGGCAUGUUGGAUUGUAUAGCCCGUACGGUUAGAGAAGAAGGCAUCUUGUCUUUGUGGAGAGGCAAUGGCAGCAGUGUUCUUCGUUAUUACCCUUCUGUAGCUCUCAAUUUUUCCCUCAAGGAUCUUUAUAGAAACAUGUUAAGGAGUGGAAGCUUAGAUGGUCAUUUUUUGUCUGGUGCACCUGCCAAUUUCAUUGCUGGGGCUGCUGCUGGUUGUACAACAUUGAUUAUAAUAUACCCCCUUGAUAUUGCACAUACCCGCCUUGCUGCUGACAUUGGAAGAAAUGAAGCCCGUCAAUUUCGAGGGAUCUACCAUUUCCUGGUUACCAUUCGCCAGAAGGAUGGGACUCGAGGCAUUUACAGAGGUCUUCCUGCCUCGCUACAGGGGAUGGUCGUUCACCGAGGACUUUAUUUUGGAGGCUUUGAUACAAUGAAAGAGAUCUUAUCAGGAAAUUCGAAGAAACAUGAGCUGGAGUUGCCAAUGUGGAAACGUUGGGUAGUGGCUCAGGCAGUCACGACCUCUGCUGGAUUGCUGUCAUAUCCACUGGAUACAGUUCGGAGGAGGAUGAUGAUGCAGUCUGGCUUGGAACAGCAGAUGUACAGCGGUACUCUGGACUGCUGGAAGAAGAUUUAUAGGAAAGAAGGGGUAGUUUCAUUUUAUCGUGGUGCAGUUUCUAACAUGGUUAGGAGUACUGGCGCAGCUGCAAUCUUGGUUUUAUACGACGAGGUCAAGAAGUUGAUGCAUUGGGGCAGAUUAUAACACGAAUAUCGUUGUGAUCUCUUCCCUGUCGCUUCAGCCAGCUUAAGAGAAGGAUUAGAGUUAUAGAGUAGUGGAUACUAGAAUGAAGCAAUGGGAUUUACACAGCAGAAAAAUCUUGUAAAAAGCAGAUGAGUUUUGAUGGUGUAGUUUCGUAACAUGCUGUGGGUGACAUUCUUUUUGCCGCCUUGCUUUUCGAGGCUCCGGCAAUAUUUACUCACUGAUUUUUACGUCAUGAAAUUAAAAUUUGACUUGGAAACCGUCAUUGGUAAUUUAAUUUUUAUGGAACCGUUCGUUUUUUCUUAGUUGGGAAGGAACAACAGGGAUGAGCUCUUUCACAAACAAGAGGAUGUGAUUAUUUUAUUAUCAGAUUAUAAAUAAAAUAGCUUUAGGCCCCGAGUUAGGGGGUGAAA